CUAGACUGUCAUUGGAUGCAAUCUGAGGAACACGUGACAUGCGGAAGUGUCGCACACAUGUGUAUGCGUUUUCUGCCUGACCUUAAAAAUCUUAAUCUUUGAGUAAAAUUAAAAUGAAUCGGUGAUGUUCUUAAUUAUAAAGCCUUAUUUACGAAUCUGAAAUGGAUCCCAACUUGCAGUACUGGCAGAGCAAUGACAAGUCUUUUCUGAGUCGCCUGCGUCUCUGGUUCAAAAUCCUCGACCCCAGUUUAGUUUUAUCAUCAGAGGCUGAAAUUCAACAAGCCCGUAUUCUUCUUCAAAAUGAAGGAAAUAAACACAAAAAUGACAAAGUUUCUGAUGCCUGGUUACUAUCUCUUUCAUCUGUCCAUGCUGAUACUGGAUCUUUAAUUUCUCCACUGUUUCGUCCACAAGUUUUUCUACCUAUAUCCGCUCCUUUGGUGGUGGCAAGUUUAUUACCCCACAAAGGUGUUAAACCCGCCUUGUUUUGGCAGUUUUUACUACAUACUUAUUGUGCAGGAUUCAAUCAUGCUAACAGAAAUGCAACAGCGAAUUUGGAUAACAAAACAUCAUUGAAACAAUCUCUUCUUAUUACUGGAACAGUUGCUUACACGACGUGUGCAGGGGCUCUUCCUCAGAUUUUACUUAAGCGUUUUAGACUGAUCAGUGCUGUGACUGAGUCCUUCUCUAGAUCUGUGUUGCCAAUUCCACUCUCAGCUUGUCUAGCUGCAUUUAGUGUAAUGGUGGUGAGAAGUGAAGAAGCAGAGAAUGGAAUACGAGUGUUUGAUUCUAAGGGCAAUCCUGUCGGAGUCUCCAAGAACGCGGGUUCAAAGGCUGUAAAGGAGACAACCCUCUCAAGAGCGACUCUCUUUGGCACCACUGCAGCUGUUCCUAAUUUAUUGCUAGUUCUUCUCAAAAGGGCAAAGUUCAUCCAAAGAAACCCAAUGAUAAUCGCCCCCGUUCGACACAUCACUACUGCCAUUGUUUUUGGUCUGAUGAUUCCUGUGUCCUUCAGUCUUUAUCCACAGCUUGGCAAGAUUAAGAAGGAGCAUUUAGAAGAGGAGUUUCAGUCGCAUGCCAGUACUGAUGAACUGUUUUACCACAGAGGACUAUGAUGUUGUCACUUCAGAUCUACAGUGUGAUGUAUAUUGACACAGAUUGUGCUCACACACAUGAGAAUAAAAAUCAAUACUAAGCAAACUAAUACUAAAAAAACAUAAGGUUAUGAUGAGUUUAUAUUCAUUUAAGAAAUUCACUUCAUCAUGCUAAAAUGACUGGAAUAUGGCAUUGCAAAUAGAAUUUAUGAAGUAAACUGAUAAAAUAGCAUUUUGGAAAGGAUUAGAACAAUGUAAUGUAAAGUUUUUCCAGACAUCAUAUUGCACACAUCAGUAUCUUUAAUGAGCAGGUUAGGCACAGAGAAUAGCCCUUGAUAAAAGUUUUUUUUUUUUAGAUGAAUAAAGACCUGUAACAAUAUCAUAUGCAGUUCUUGAAAGUGUGAAAGAAUAUAAUCAUAAAGUAUUAUAUAGCAUAAAAAGUAAAUACAUUGAUCGUGUCCAGUUCAUUAUUGUCUAGAUCAGCUGUCUUAAACCCUGCUACUUGUGAACUACCGCGUCUACAGUUUUAGCUCCAACUCAAAUCAAACCAAGCAGCUUAUGUAAAAGCUCAUCAUCAUAUAUUAUGCAUUAAUAAAGAAUCCUUUCAAACAGUCCAGUAUCUCCUCUUUUUUU
Misgurnus anguillicaudatus (oriental weatherfish) is the source of this 1724-nucleotide messenger RNA. It is a transcript of the gene sfxn4, whose product is annotated as sideroflexin 4. Gene Ontology annotation, cellular component: mitochondrial inner membrane. The record is from RefSeq and is a predicted model, not a curated record. Gene Ontology annotation, biological process: monoatomic ion transport; mitochondrial transmembrane transport. Gene Ontology annotation, molecular function: monoatomic ion transmembrane transporter activity. NCBI's taxonomy places the organism in Eukaryota, Metazoa, Chordata, Actinopteri, Cypriniformes, Cobitidae.